AUGAGUCCUCGAAGAUCCUCUCGAGCCCGCACAACCCAACCUCCCCCUCCACCUGCGCACACAAAUUCUUCCACAUCUCUAAGUUCUCUCACUCGAGCCGAGAGAAACACUCGAGCAAACAAUAAGCCUACAUCCCCUCAAGACUCUGCAACACAAAGCUCAGAAUCUAUCGAGGAUGCCGAACGGCUUGGCCGCGGUGAACCACCGGCAACGCGCCGAAGCAAGCGGAGCAACACCAAUGAAAAGGAGGAGGUCACCAAAAAGGCCCAACAACCAGAUGUGGAUGAAGAGGCCGAGUCAGAAGAGGUGACACGUUGCAUUUGCGGCAAUGCUGAGUAUCCUGGCCCGCCACCCUUUGCACGGGACGGUGGCCGCCCUCACAGCGCAAAAGCAGGAAUAAAAGAGGAAACAGCUCCAAAAAUCCCGGCUGGCUCUGACGGCCUCCUGGACGAUACAGGCAACUUUUUCAUUCAAUGCGACAAUUGUCAGGUGUGGCAGCACGGCGGCUGCGUUGGCUUGCUGGACGAGUCAAUGAGUCCAGAUGAAUAUUUUUGCGAAGAGUGCAAGCCAGAGUAUCACAAGAUACACAGGAUCUCCACCGGACCUAGAUCCUCACAAUAUCUCCCUGUUCUUGAGGCCUCUUCCCCUGAACCGUCCUCGUCAUCCUCAAAUCGUGAUAAAACUAGAAGAAGGGAUGGAAAAUCGAGACAAAGCGCUAGCUCAGUGAGCGGGAAACGUCGGGCAACAAUGAAUAGUCGAGAUGCCGCAUACGAUGAAGAUGAGAUGUUGAGGAGAGCAAUCGAGGAAAGCAGAGAAACAGGCUCACUAGGAAAGCGGACACGUGAUGAUUCGGAAGAUGGAAAGCCCAACUCAAAACGACGCAGGACGUCCUCAGAUUCUCUGCCGCCUUCAAAAGUUACCCCUUCACCUUCUCAGGUCAAUUCAGAAGAGGACUCGUCUAAGCCGACCGCGAACGGUAGCAACGUGGUCAAGAGGGCCAGAGGUGCAGCAGCCCGGAACCCACGCGAUAAAGAACAUCGUGACCGCCAGAAAGACCUUGCUGCACAAAGAGCUGAGGCAGCAAGCAAGCGAAAUGCGAGGUCUGAAAGAAGACGUGGAGAUGAAUCUCCACCACCAACACCUACUUUAUCACCCUCUAAAACUGCUGGACAAGUACCAAACGGACCGCAAAAAUCAAGUGCACCUGACACGCCUUCCCAUCGCGCCAAUCAACCCACCAACCACCGCAAAACCGGGCGUCCUCCAGCUCGACGUGGUCGUCUCGGACGCAAUCAAUAUACUCGUGAUCAGCCUCUCAACGGGGGUGGAGGCGGGGCUGAAACGCCUUUACGGGACACCUCUCGUGGUCCUACCAGACGCUCUUCACCGGUGACCGCUAUGAACGGCUUCUCGAAUGGAAUUAACGGCGAAAGUGGAAGGAGCUCGCGACCAAAGUACCAUCAUCCGAACCGAACAAGUAUGAACGAGAUGAAGAGGAGGGUGGCCGCUAUCCUCGAAUUCGUGAACAAGAUGAACGGUGAGAAAAGCAGCCAGAACAACAGUCAUGGUUCCUCAACAGGGCCUAGCGGGUCCAGAACGCCCAACGGCAUUACGCAAAGUAGCGGCAGUGGUGCACAUGGAAACGUGCAGCCUACGGCUUUAUUGAAAGGGGUGGAAGCAAGUUUGUCUGCUGCACAGGUUCUUGGCGAGAAGGCGGAAAGGGAGUUCAGGGACAUGGCAUCGGGCGAGAUGAUGCACGUCCUGACCCGUGAGCUUGUGGGCUGGCAGAGCAUGUAUGGGAAAUAUGGCGAAAAGUGA
Endocarpon pusillum Z07020 is the source of this 1818-nucleotide messenger RNA. RefSeq lists its product as uncharacterized. The record is from RefSeq and is a predicted model, not a curated record. Gene Ontology annotation, biological process: negative regulation of silent mating-type cassette heterochromatin formation; negative regulation of rDNA heterochromatin formation. Gene Ontology annotation, cellular component: Rpd3L complex; Rpd3L-Expanded complex. NCBI's taxonomy places the organism in Eukaryota, Fungi, Ascomycota, Eurotiomycetes, Verrucariales, Verrucariaceae. The coding region runs from base 1 to 1818 and encodes 605 amino acids. The transcript is spliced from 4 exons.